Messenger RNA from Lactuca sativa (garden lettuce), 1109 nucleotides. RefSeq lists its product as uncharacterized. NCBI's taxonomy places the organism in Eukaryota, Viridiplantae, Streptophyta, Magnoliopsida, Asterales, Asteraceae. The record is from RefSeq and is a predicted model, not a curated record. Gene Ontology annotation, cellular component: cytosol. Gene Ontology annotation, biological process: response to abscisic acid; cold acclimation; response to water deprivation.
CUCACCCAAAAAGCACAAGAUAAUCACAAACCAAGUAUUCAAUUCAACGUUUUCAAGUUUCUUCUAAAUAUCAUCGAGUGAAAAAAUGGCACAAUACGGAGGAGAUCAGAAAUACGGAAGAGAAGGUCGCCACACAGAUGAGUAUGGCAACCCUAUUCGGAAAACUGAUGAGUUCGGAAACCCAAUUCACUCCACCACCGAAGGAACCAUGGGUGAUUAUGGAAUCACUGGCCAUCAGGGUCUAGGUCACACCACCGGAGGUACAGGAACCGAUUACAAAACUAGCGGCGGUUAUGGUACCACCGGCCACCAGGGGCUGGGUACCAAUAUAGGUCAUGCUACCGGUGGUUUAGGAAGUGACUAUGGUACCACCGGCCAUCAGGGUUUGGGUAUGGGAACAGAUUACAAAACCAGCGGUACCGGUGGUCAUGGCACCACCGGUCAUCAUGGCAUAGGCACUGACGUAGGCCAUAGGACUGGGGGAACUGGAGAUCAUUAUGGCACCGGUGGAGCCACUGAAUCCUAUCAAAACCAACCUAGCGCCACCCCUUUUGCAGGCGGCGGCAUUGGCACAGGAACUGGGGCAGGGUACGAGGGACUUGGAGUCGCCGGUCACAAACAACCUAGUGCCACCCCUUUCGCCGACACGGUCACCGGCACCGGUACUGGGACUGGCUACGAUCGACACAGAGAAGAAGGCCAUGAGAAGAAAGGGGUGAUGGAAAAGAUCAAGGAAAAGCUUCCCGGUGUACAUAGCACCGACGAGCAUCAAAGGGUUUCCACCACAACAACUGGCGGCGUUGGUGGUGGUGGUUAUGGGGAAGGAGGUGAAACCCAUGAAAAGAAAGGGGUGAUGGAGAAGAUUAAAGAGAAGCUUCCUGGACAUCAUUAGAUCGUAUGAUAUAUCUGUGUGAUGAUGCGUAUAUAUUUACAGAAUAAUGAGAUGACAGAGAAUAAUAAUCUGGUAUUGCUGUCGUUUGUCAUGUAUGUUGUUGAUGGGUAGCAAGCAGAGGCGGGAUUGAGCGUUGUAUUGUGUGUUAUCUGAAUCUCGUAUGUAAUUUGGUUUAGUUUUAUUGUGUUUAUGGAGAAUACUUUGCUUAUUGUUUUUA